AUCCUUUAUGGUCUCCCACUGACUCGCCGAGAAUUUUCACUCUUCAACGAACUCUUGCUGACCAAACUCCCGCGUGCGAGGAUGUGGUUUGGUGGGGAAUCUGUUCUGCUCAGCAACUCAUCAUCCACGCCAUGUCGUUCCCAUCGAUCGAGUCCACUUCGCCUGUGAACGCAGCUUCAGCCCCAUCGUCCCUCUCUCCCAGGAACGGGUCUGACGUUGUUCCUGGCCCGCACACCUCCCUCAAUGCCCAUGUCGUCUCACAUUCCGCACAGGACAGCCUGCGUAGCUGCAUCACCUGCCGUCGGAGAAAAGUUCGCUGCAACAAGAAAACCCCUUGCUCCAACUGUGUCAAGGCCGGCAUCCAGUGUAUUUUCCCCCCUCCUGGACGGGCGCCCCGCAAAGUCAAACGCCCUCAAGAUGCCGAACUCCUGUCCCGAUUAAGGCGCCUCGAGGGCGUCAUUGAACACCUCAGUGAAAAGAAAACGAGCAGUGCUCCUCCUUCGUCCGAAACGCCUUCCCCCCGUUUACAGCAACACAGUGAGAAUCCGCCCGCUCCCCCAGUUCAGCCUCAAGCUCCUCAACAUGAGGGCGACGGCGAUGGCUGUCCACUUCUGUUGGAUGCAGCCAAACUGGAUCCCACCAGACCCAUAGCACAGCGAAAUGUGGAGCAUGAGUUUGGUAGAUUGGUUAUCGAAGAAAGUCGAAGUCGUUAUGUUAGCAAUCGAUUCUGGGCUAGUCUUGGAGAUGAAAUUGAGGAGCUCCAGGAUAUUCUCGAUCCAUCAUCCUCCGAUGAGGAGGAUUAUCCGUCCCCCGAGACAUCGUCAAGUCACUCAGCCAACCACGACGGCUUCUUAUUUGGGUUUUAUUCUGCUUCGCACUCAUUGCACGAAUUUCUUCCUUCCAAAUCCCAGGUUCCGAAGUUAUGGAACACGUGGUUGGAUAAUGUGGCCCCGUUGAUACCCAUUGUUCAUAAGGCGUCGGCUCAGCAAAUAUUUACCACGGCUGCCCAAGAUCCGAGCAGCCUGGAUAAGAACUUUGAGGCACUGUUUCUUGCCAUGUGCCUGGUUUCCAUUAUCAGCUUGUCGCCAGAGCAAUGUUCACUGCGUCUGGGAGAAGAACGGGAUGUAGCUGUCAAGCGGUAUCGUUUCGCUGUUGAGCAAGCGCUAGCUAAAGCGGAUCUCCUGAAUACCCAGAAUAUCACACUCCUGCAAGCUCUAGUGGUAUUUCUCAUCGGAAUCCGUCGGGAAGACGACACCAAGUUUGUGUGGUCUAUGACGGCGCUUGUCCUUCGGCUUGCGCAAGGACUCGGUCUCCACCGAGACGGCACCAACUUUGGGCUGAAACCUUUUGAAACAGAGAUGCGCCGACGACUGUGGUGGCAUAUAUGCUUGCUGGACAUCCGGUCGGCAGAGGACCAUGGAUCCGAUGCCCAGAUCCACGAACGAUUGUACGAUACUCGACUUCCAUUGAACAUCAAUGACGAAGACAUUACGCCGGACAUGCAGGAACCUCCCCAGGAACACGUGGGCUGGACGGAGAUGACCUUUUGUUUGAUCCGAUGUGAUAUCACGGUUGCUGUGCGCCGGGUGAGCUACGCAUGUCCGAACGGCCAUUUCGCUGCGGCAGCUCGGCAUCUCGACCCCGAUAACUGUGCAAGGCUGAUUCGGUCUAUCAACAACCGCAUCGAAGACCGAUAUAUAAAGCAUUGCGACAUGAACAUUCCCAUUCAGUGGGUUUGCGCGACAAUUGGUCGUCUCAUCCUGACCAAGCUGUGGCUUGUCAUCCAUCAUCCGAUGACCCGGCCUGAGCGUGGACUAAAGCUGAGCCACGCGAAUCGCGAGAGCCUGUUUGCCACGUCAGUCGAGGUAGUUGAGUUCCAGCGACUAUUGGAUGGCGACGUUAAAACGUACAAAUGGAGCUGGCUGUUUGCUACUAACAUGCAGUGGCAUGCCAUUGCCUUUGUACUCUCGGAGCUAUGCGUGCGCCCGCUUAGCCCUCUUACGGAUCGAGCGUGGAAAGCUGUGAGCACAUUGUACACUGAAUGGAUUAAGAACAGCAAGCAGCGCAAGGGAAUGCUCUGGCGUCCUCUUUCCCGGCUGAUGAAGCGAGCCACUGCGUUCCGGGCCAAGCAGGAGGAGAUGCAGGCGCAAAUGAGUUCCAACGUGUGCCCAGUGCAGGAUAUCUCACCCACCGGUCGCCACGGGCUUGGGCUUGUACCGGCCUCUAUUCUACCCCGAGCGCUGGCGCUUCAGCCCUUACCAACCAGCCCAAUCAAUGAUACAGGCACUUUUCCUGACAACGGCGGCAUGGAUUUUGAUAUUCGAAAAGGCCCCAUAGGUAUAAUUGAGGAGUUAUUCCCAGAGACAGAUUGGCUUAACCCUGCCACAGCUGCCAGCCUCCAACAGCCGGUGAACUCGGGCGCGUCAAUGGAGACGCUAGUGAGGCCGACGGAGACGGAGACGCAGCCAGGGAUGCCGAAUAAUCUGAAUUGGGAGGAGUGGGAUCAGGUCAUGACUGAUUUCCAGAUGGACCUGCACGCCACGAAUACGCAGAAUCCGUUUGGCAAUGCUCUGGACUGGCUUGCUUGAGGGGUUGAUGUACAUGUGUUUAUUUUUGUGAUACCAAGUUGACGGCCCUGGUGGCCGUCUUAUUGAGGGCUCUCUACCCUGGGACCUGUGAAUGUCUCCUCUCCAUAUGAUCAACAAGACUCUCCAUUCAACGAUAUGAAUAGGUUAUAUAAUGACUAUGUCGAUGACAAUAAUUGAAAUGAACUUACAUUGGCACUUUUGUCG
This is a messenger RNA of Aspergillus sclerotioniger CBS 115572, 2792 nucleotides long. RefSeq names its product putative C6 transcription factor. Lineage: Eukaryota; Fungi; Ascomycota; Eurotiomycetes; Eurotiales; Aspergillaceae. The record is from RefSeq and is a predicted model, not a curated record. The coding region runs from base 132 to 2588 and encodes 818 amino acids. The transcript is spliced from 2 exons. Gene Ontology annotation, molecular function: zinc ion binding; DNA binding; DNA-binding transcription factor activity, RNA polymerase II-specific. Gene Ontology annotation, biological process: DNA-templated transcription; regulation of DNA-templated transcription.